This is a messenger RNA of Bursaphelenchus okinawaensis, 2123 nucleotides long. Lineage: Eukaryota; Metazoa; Nematoda; Chromadorea; Rhabditida; Aphelenchoididae. The record is from the annotation of a GenBank genome assembly.
AUGUGGUUUAAAAAAUCGAAGCCAUCGAAGUCAAAUACUCUGCUUAACAAGCCUGGCAGUACUCCACGAGCUCAGAGUCCAGUAAGACAACCGAAAGAACUUGCAGAACAGUCAACGUCGAGUGGAGUUAGUGAGCACCAGUCAGAUGAAACGAAACCAGCACAGAGGAGCAAGAAGAAGACUUUUCGUUCCAAAUUGAAUAGAGAAGAUGGGUAGGUAUAUUUAUUUGUGUAAAUUUUACGAAAUGCUGUCUUCUUCUACCUAAUUUUACACUUUUGCUAUAGGAGUGAGGAUGGAGGUGCAUCACAACAAACUCAAGAAGAAAACCAGAAUUCUGCAGUUUCUGAUCUGUUUGCUAAAUUGGGAAAGAGGAAGUCGAGACGGCCAAAGAAGGGUUCUACAGAAAGUGCAGACCACAAGGAAGAAAAGAGUAGAGGCAGCAAAGAAACUGUGAAAGGAAAGGAGAACGACACAAACCGGGAGAAGACAAAGUACGAUCCCAAGGUACAGGAGGCCGAGAUCGAGAGAUUGGCCACCAAGAAAUGGUACAAUUCAAUAAUUUUUUGUCAGCAUUUUAUUUUUUUAGCUCAUUUUUAAAAAGAAUUGUUUAGUUUUUACUUGGAAAAAUUAAAAAAUAUUUUAAUAUUGUUAAAGGUACCACGGACUGAUGCCUCGUGAUGAGAUCGAGGAGAUGCUCAGGGAUGAUGGGGACUUUUGUGUGCGUACUAGUGAUGUUGGACAUAACACUCGUUUUAUCAUGUCCAUCAUGUGGAAGAACAAAGCCCGCCACAUGGUUAUUGGUAUGAAUACGAAGAAGGAAUGGUACCUGAAGACGGAGCAAGGCUUUGCUACUAUUGACGAACUAAUUGUGUCUUUUAUAGUAAGUUCUAUUGACGAUAUAGUAUGUACAGUGUUUAUGUAAGAAUCUUGUGGUAAGGAACUACUUUUUUACAAAUUUAUUGAUUUAAACGUAUUUUAUCAUUGGUUUCAGGCUAACAAGACUGUCUUGCACAAAGAAGGCACGAUGCUCAAGAGACCAAUCCUGCGACCAUCGUGGUACAUUCUGCAUGAUUCGAUCAAGCUGUUCAAGAAGGUUGGGGGAGGAUCUUUCGGGGAUGUGUUCAUGGCAGAGUUACAGUUGGAGAACAAAGUAAUUGAUGUGGCCGUGAAGAUACUGAAGGGAGAGAUGGGGAAGAAGGAGAGGUCAGCUUUCAUGAAGGAGGCUUCAAUCAACAGAAAGUUUAACCAUCCCAACAUUGUGAGACUGCUGGGAGUCGCUGUUCAACUGGAACCUAUGAUGGUAGUGCUGGAGCUGGCUCCAAAUGGGUCUUUGAGGACAUUUGUGAAAACCAAAACUGAUCUAACUGUAUCUCAACUGACCUAGUAGGUGUUUUAUUACAUCUUUUUAUGAUUUUUUAUUAUUAAUAAGAUACUAAGUGUUAUGAUACUAUAUUUUAAUGUAUAUUUUGUUUUAGUUACUUGUACAAUGCUGCUAAAGGUUUGGCUUACUUGGCAGAACUCGGAGUGAUUCAUCGUGACAUUGCAGCCCGGAAUUGUUUGUUGUCAGAUGAUUACACUGUUAAGAUAAGUGACUUUGGACUUUCGGUAGCUCAAUCAAAUCUCAAGGAGAACAAGUAUGUUUAGUUUUUGUAUUUUUAUUUUGCCUUAACUUGUUUAAAUUUUUUUGCUUUAGGCUGGUGAAGAUGCCUGUUAGAUGGCUUGCACCGGAGACUUUGAUAUCACGUACUUUCAGUCUUAAGACUGAUGUUUGGAGUUACGGUAAGUGCAAGCUGAGUAAUGUUUUGUUUAUGGUACAGUAACCUUUGUACUGUUAUUUGUUUUAUGAAUAUCAAGAUUAUGUGAUGUAUUUUAAAACUAAAAGUAAUCCGUUUUCAGGUGUGAUGGUAUGGGAAGUGUACUCUCGCUGUAAAACGGAUCCUUGGCCAGGAAAGACCAACGCCGAAGCCAGAGCAGCUAUCACAAAUGGCCAAACGAUGGAAAUGCCUUCAGAAGCUCCAGACUACGGCGUUCAUGUUAUGAAAGAGUGUUGGAUUCAAAAGCCCGAAGACAGAAUCACGAUGGCCAAAGUCGUCAGAGAACUCAAAAAGAUUGUCGAAGACUGA